Zophobas morio is the source of this 1269-nucleotide messenger RNA. Its product is annotated as odorant receptor Or1-like. NCBI's taxonomy places the organism in Eukaryota, Metazoa, Arthropoda, Insecta, Coleoptera, Tenebrionidae. The transcript has 5 exons. Gene Ontology annotation, biological process: detection of chemical stimulus involved in sensory perception of smell; sensory perception of smell. Gene Ontology annotation, cellular component: plasma membrane. Gene Ontology annotation, molecular function: olfactory receptor activity; odorant binding. The record is from RefSeq and is a predicted model, not a curated record. Bases 1 to 1125 code for a protein of 374 amino acids.
AUGUCAACCACUGAACUAAAUUUCAAGGCGCUACGUAUUGUCGGAAUAUGGCCUCGUGGGGACAGUGGGCAACUGUACAAAUUCAAUUCCUACACAAUCUACGCCAUACUCAACGCCAUUACUUUAAUCGGCUUACACAACUUGUCCCAAAUCGCCAAUAUCUUUGUCGUCUACCAGGAUCUGGCAGCCUUGGCCAACACGUGUUUCAUCUUAAUUACAAACAUGCUUGGAGUCGCAAAAAUGUGUUUUUUCGUGCGUAACGUGGGAAACAUGAAAAAGCUGGUUCGCAUUUUAAACAGCCACCAGUUUCAGCCGAAAACUGAAAGCCAAGUGAAAUUAGUUCAGCCCAUACUGAAACGAUGGAAAACUUGUUACAUUUGCUGGGGGUCUUACGUGAGUUUUUGUAUGGUACUGUGGGUCGUGGGUCCUCUUACUGUGGGUGGACGUAUGCUCAUUAUGCCCGCUUGGUAUCCGUUUUCUCUGGAAAAAAACAUAAACUAUGCGAUCGCUUACAUUUAUCAAGCCAUAUGUUUCACUUACUUGUCUAUUGGAAACAUAAAUGUAGACACGAUGGUUUACGGGCUCUUGAUGUACACUAGCACACAGUGUGACCUUUUGUGCGACAAUCUGGAAAAUCUUGAUGGUAACGCGGAAGAAUUUAACAUGAAGUUGGUGAAUUGUGUGAAACAUCAUGAAACUAUUCUGAGUUUUGCUACCACAGCUAAUUCCAUUUUUAAUUUAAUCGUUCUGGGCCAGUUUGCCACUAGCGCCCUUACUAUUGCCUUAAGUUUGUUUCAACUUAGUUUGGUUGACAAUUUGGAUGCAGCAGCUAUUGUUGCUUUGUUCUAUGUUAUGGGUCUUGCAGCACAGCUUUUUCUUUAUUGUUGGUUUGGAAAUGAAGUGGAAACGAAAAGUAGUAAAAUUCCUUACUCCAUCUUUAGUUCUCAAUGGGUUGAUGUUUCCCUUCAUGUUAAUAAAAAUAUGCAGAUUUUGGUCGAACGCUGUCAUAGGCCUAUUAAGAUAACGGCUAUAAAUUUAUUUGAUCUUUCUCUAGCCACUUUUGUAACUAUUAUGCGUACGUCGUGGUCCUACUUUGCACUCUUGCACAGUGUUAAUAGCAAAUAAAUUUACACAGGAUUUUGGAACUUUACAAUUCUACAUUUGCGCAUACGGAACAUCAUCUAAAAGAAAAUUUAAUUUCAGUAGUAAGGGCAGUUAUGACUACUUUAAUGGAGAAUUUUUUCAAUAAUAUAAUAAUAAUAGUAAUAA